Messenger RNA from Sodiomyces alkalinus F11, 2563 nucleotides. RefSeq names its product arginine N-methyltransferase skb1. Lineage: Eukaryota; Fungi; Ascomycota; Sordariomycetes; Glomerellales; Plectosphaerellaceae. Gene Ontology annotation, cellular component: nucleus; cytosol. The record is from RefSeq and is a predicted model, not a curated record. Gene Ontology annotation, biological process: peptidyl-arginine N-methylation; regulation of DNA-templated transcription. Bases 81 to 2444 code for a protein of 787 amino acids. The transcript is spliced from 5 exons.
CCAGCUUCUUCACACUCUUUCCCACAUUGCAUUGGCCGUUUCAAGAUCUUCAGUGCAAGGCACAGGGCAGGAAAAAAAAGAUGAUGAGCGACGGUCUGUCUGAAGAUGGUGGCGACCACAGCCCUUUGCGUCCUACUUUCCAUAUUGGGCAGCACGACUCUUCUCGAGAAGAGCCCCUCACUGAGAUGCAGUAUGGUCAGAUUUUGAAUACAGGAGUCACUUUUGUCACCACUCCCGUGACCAACAACCAUUUCCGUUCCCGUAUUUUCGACUUAGUCGCGGGUCACUUGGCACAAAUCACCGAACAAAGCGAUUCCGACGACCGUGGCCAAUCUCAAUUGCCGGCUGAUUCUAUCGUCCCGCCUCUCACCCCGAAAGAUACCGCGCUCUUUCCUAGCCUUGCUGUGAACACUUACAUAGCAUACAUCAGCCCCUGGAUUGACCUCUGUUCCUCCAACCCGACCGUCGCCAAUAUCUCUCGCCAGGUCCUGAAUCUCGAAGUAGCCUAUGCCAAUUUCUGCGGCGUCAGGAGCAUUGUGAUCCCCGGCCCAAGGCUAGAUGGCUCCAGGAACGGUGGUAAUCAAGGAAUCUCUCAGCAUGGACGGGCCCUACAGGAAGCCAUGGCCAUUGGCAGCCGCCUGAGCUUUCUAGUCCACGUCCCCAUGUACAGGGAGCCCGGACUGGAGGUGAGACGAUCCGAGAUAUUGUCUCAUUUGGCGGGACAGUCAGAGAACUCUGCAGAGAGAACGGAUGGUGAGAUCGAUAUAUACAGCACAUGGGACUCCUGGCACACCAUCCGUACCAUAUGCGACUACAGCCCACGGCUCUUUGUUGCCUUGCGCAUCCCCCGAGUCCUCCCGGAGCGCGAAGUUCAGGAGAAGUGGUUUGCCGAACCACUCCACUACUUGACGCUUGGUCCCGAGACUUUCCAAAAGAACAAAGCUGGCCAUCCGGCUCUGCCCCGAACCCACCAGGAUCUCCUAUUUUCGUAUAUGCGACUGAAGAACGCCCCGUGGCUGCUUCUCUGCGAUGUCGGCCCUGACCUGGCCACAUUGGUCGCACAGACUCAGCUGCGAGUCACCCAAGGUGCGGACUUCCCUAGCUUGCAGGAAGCUGCCGCUGCCUCUCAGACGGCUAAAAGCCCCAUGAGCGCUUUCCGGGACUACGUCGUCUACCUCAAGUGGCUUGAGACCCAGCAACCCCCACUGUCUUACAUCGAAAGCACCACCCUCGCCAGCUUUCAAGAUUGGUUGCAGUCUCCUCUUCAGCCCCUUUCGGACAACCUAGAGUCGGCCACAUACGAGGUUUUUGAAGGGGAUCCUGUCAAGUACAACCAAUACGAGGCUGCCAUCGUCGAGGCUCUUGCCGAAUGGAAAGAUAUCGGCAGAUCUUACUCCUCGGCGAACGGCUCUGUUGUCAUUGCCGUUGUCGGCUCGGGCCGUGGGCCGCUGGUGACGCGUGCGCUGAAGGCCAGUGAAAAGACGGGGGUACCGGUGCAGGUUUGGGCGGUUGAGAAGAACCCAAACGCCUACGUGUUCCUCCUGCACCAGAAAGAGCUGAUCUGGGAGGACAAGGUCACGGUCGUCAAAACAGACAUGCGCUCCUGGAAGGGCCCGCUGGUCUCGGGGACACCCGACGACAAUCCGGUCUACGGCAAGGUGGACAUCCUAGUAUCCGAGCUUCUGGGCUCCUUCGGAGACAACGAGCUGUCUCCCGAAUGCCUCGACGGCGUUCAGCACGUCCUUGCGCCCCACGGCAUCUCGAUUCCCGAGUCCUACACGGCGCACAUGACCCCCAUCGCCACGCCGCGCAUUCAUGCCGACCUGCUGAGCCGUGCGCCGACGGACCCGAACGGUUUCGAGACGCCUUGGGUGGUCCACCUCUUCGCGAUGGACUUCGCAGCCGCCGAGCGGGUUCCGGGGCAUCCCCGGUUCCAGCAGGCCUGGGAGUUCCAACACCCGAUCCCGGACGCGACCCUGAAGGCUAUGGAGGCGAGGCGUUCGGGCGGUGUCAUGGGCGGCGGCGGCGGCAGCAUGGCCGGCGCGGCCGGUGCCAACGACCACAACUCGCGCUUCUGCCACCUGACUUUUGUCUGCCGGACCCGAGGUGUGAUCCACGGUCUGGCCGGCUAUUUCGAGUCGGUGCUGUAUGCACCUCGCCUGGGCAACGGCAGGGAGAAUGUCGAGAUCAGCACGCAUCCUGACUUUAUGGACAAGAAGAGCAAGGACAUGGUGUCUUGGUUCCCCAUAUUCUUCCCUAUCAAGCGUCCUCUCUAUUACCCUGCCGACACGGAACUCGAAGUCACCAUGUGGCGGCAGACGGAUGACACGAAGGUGUGGUACGAAUGGCUGGUCGAGGCGUAUACGUGGGUCAGUGAGACGCAGCGCAUCAAAGUGGGGGCGUCGGAGCUGUGCAGCAGCCGGAAAGUUGGUUGUCUGAUGUAGUUUCUGGAUAUGCGGUGCGUUGGAAGGCACCAUCAUCAUAAAGGGAAUGAAUGCAAGGAGGAACCGGCAUGUAGAACGAGCGAAGAGGCAAAUGUCAUGCAGAGAGGGAAAAAAAGAAC